CACUUAAAAUGCGCGGCUGAUCUCUUACCUUAUUGGAACAAAAAGUUAUCAAUUUUUUAGAAAAAUUGAAUUUCUAGUUUCGAAGAGAACCAUUGACUUCUACGUCAUUAACAACUACAUGUCGAAACAAAUUGACCACAAGAAAACCGAAUUAGCCAACGAUCUAGCACAACUUGACAUCUCUACUGACGACAGUGAUCAGCACGUUGCUGACCAAGCGAAUCUGAGUACGCCUGCAGCUGAAGCAGCUUAUACGCGUAAUAUCAGAAACAGUAAUAGUGUCUCUACCAGUUCUCGAGCAAAGCAACAGAGAAGUCUAGCUACUUAUAACCAACAUAUUGGUAUGAAAACCUCCCAUAUUCAACCUACUGAGGAUAUAUUCAACUCAAGUGACCCACGUAUAAAAGAGGAUAUCAUUGCUAUGGUAAUGCAAUACCUACAAGAAGAAGGAUAUUAUGCUUCCCAUUCAGUUUUAUAUGAUGAAACGAACGUCAAAUGGAAAGAAAGAGAAGAACGUACUCUAGAAAUCAAAAGGUUAAAAAAGGCUAUUUUAGAUGGAGAUUGGUCAGAAGUUGAGAAAUUGUGUAAUAAGCCGCUUGUAAAAAACCAUCGAGCCUUUCUAUACUCUGUAUAUAAACAGCAAUAUCUGGAAUAUUUAGAAAAGCGCGAAAUACAAAAAGCAUUCACGUUUUUGAAUAAGAGAUUAAAACCACUAGAACACUUUCAGACCAAACCGAAUGAAUUCAAAGACAUGUGUUACUUAUUAACUGCAAAAUCUAUCCAUGAAGCGCCUAGUUUUAAACAGUGGGAAGGGAUUAUGGCCUCCCGUGAAGCCCUUGUGGAUCAAUUACAAAGUAUGCUAGAAUUCGAAACUGCCGACCGUACAAAUCAACAGCACAGUCGGCAUAUACCACCGGACCGUUUGUUAACUCUCUUACGGCAAGCUGUCGCUUAUCAAAUCGAAUUCUCACGAUACCAUCCUAAAAUUGCUCCUACUGUGAGUACAUUACUAGAAGAUUAUACAAGUUUUGUGAUACCCAAUGCAGUAGGAGCCACCCUUACAGGGCAUAAAGGAAAUAUAAAAUGCUUGCAAUUCCUUGGGGUGGAAGGUAAACAAGUCGUUUCGGGAUCAAGUGAUAACACACUUCGUAUUUGGGAUACAGAAACAGCGGAAUGCAUAGAUAUCUUGAAAGAACACCGGUCAAGGGUGUGGGAUCUCUCAACGACGGUUCAAGGAGAGUUUAUUGCGAGUGCCAGUGGUGAUUCAACGGUAAAAAUUUGGAACCUAAAGAAUACAGCAGCUGCAAGCAAUGCAAUGUCCACAGAAAUGGGAUUGACGGGCGGUUCAGCGCCAUUGCAUCAUCAUCAAAAAGCGAACUGUUGUAUGACAUUAACAGGACAUGCUGGCGACGUAUAUUCCGUACAAUACCAUCCAAGUGAAAGUCAAAUAUUUAAUCCCUUGGGUAAUCUUGUGAUUAGUGGGUAAGCGAAUCAGUUUCUUGUAAAUAUUUGCACUUGUGGAAGGGAACAAUACUAAAGUCAACUAACUCGGUCAAUAUGAAUUCUAGUG
This is a messenger RNA of Mycotypha africana, 1570 nucleotides long. RefSeq lists its product as uncharacterized. The record is from RefSeq and is a predicted model, not a curated record. The coding region runs from base 119 to 1486 and encodes 455 amino acids. Gene Ontology annotation, molecular function: protein binding. The transcript is spliced from 5 exons. NCBI's taxonomy places the organism in Eukaryota, Fungi, Mucoromycota, Mucoromycetes, Mucorales, Mycotyphaceae. Gene Ontology annotation, biological process: mRNA splicing, via spliceosome.